AUGCGAGCCCAUCGACUACUCCACGGUCGGGAUGGCUGGCUGGACAGUCCAUCAUUGGUGGGCCUGACCAACGCGAGGUCCGACCUUAGUCUCGGGUCCGAGCUGAAACGUGCCAGACCUGUCCAGCCUGUCCAUCGCCCCGAAUACCUGAAUACCUGCAGUAUCGACCUGACGAUAUUCUUAGACCGGGCGGUGCGCGAUCGCCCCCAAGCCUCAACCAUGCCAUGCCAUGCGCCUCACUCGGAUUUCUCCCCAGCCGCGUUACGCUCGACUACUACAAUCCCACAAGACUACCAAAUGGACCUCCCCGUGGAGAUCCUCGAGCUGAUCCUCCUGCAGACAGACACCCGCAAUCUACUAACCGCCCAGCGCGUCUGUCGCCUCUGGCGCGACGUAAUCCAAGCCAACCGCAGGCUCCAAGAAGCCCUGUUCUUCCGCCCCAGCCAGCCCCUGGCGCCAGGCCGGAAGUCCGUCAAGAACGCCCUCGUCGCGGAGCGCGUGUGGCCCUACUUCCUGCGGACGUAUCUCUACCCGCAAAACGCGCACACAAAGGCGAUGGCCCAUUCCGACCGCCGCGACCACCGCCGCGGCGACGCGGCCUUCCUGCGCCCCGAAGCCAGCUGGAGACAGAUGCUCCUCGCGCAGCCCCCAACGAAUACCUUCGCGUUGGUCAUGUGCGAAACCAGAAGCUCCCUCUCCGGGCAUUAUCUCACGGACUUGUCCGGAGUCUCCCUGCGGAUGGGUGAUCUGGAGGCCUCCAUCGGCGCCGGCAGGCUGGUCCCCACGCCGCAGCCCUGGGCCUUGUGGAUGAACGAGGGCUGUGCCCCCGUCCAGUCGGAGACGCUGGCUAUCGCCUACUAUAGGCAUUGGAGGACGAGGCGGUUCGAACGGGCUCGGCGGAUUGGUGACUGCGAUGUGGUCUAUUUUGAGAUUUGCACCGCCCGCUACCUGCAGUCUUAUCGGGAGUGCUCCAGGUUGGGGUUGUCCUUUGAGACCUGGCUGAAGCUCUAUGUGGCUACCGAGGACGAGGGUUGGAUAUUAUGA
Molecule: messenger RNA, 1044 nt
Organism: Aspergillus terreus NIH2624
Lineage: Eukaryota; Fungi; Ascomycota; Eurotiomycetes; Eurotiales; Aspergillaceae
Product: F-box protein
Exons: 4
Coding region: 1-1044 (347 amino acids)
Molecular function (GO): protein binding
Source: RefSeq, a predicted model, not a curated record